Nerophis lumbriciformis (worm pipefish) is the source of this 2749-nucleotide messenger RNA. RefSeq lists its product as uncharacterized. The record is from RefSeq and is a predicted model, not a curated record. Gene Ontology annotation, molecular function: DNA binding; POU domain binding. NCBI's taxonomy places the organism in Eukaryota, Metazoa, Chordata, Actinopteri, Syngnathiformes, Syngnathidae. Gene Ontology annotation, biological process: regulation of gene expression. Gene Ontology annotation, cellular component: nucleus.
UCACCUGUGCCCAGCAUGGACUCACCUGUGCCUAGCAUGGACUCACCUGUGCCCAGCCUGUACUCACCUGUGCCUAGCAUGGACUCAUAUGUUCCCGGCAUGUACUCACCUGUGCCCUGCAUGUACUCACCUGUGCUCAGCAUGGACUCACCUGUGCCCAGUAUGGACUCACCUGUGCCCAGCGUGACUUUACAGGACGCAGCUGAGGUUGGUAGUAAAGUGUACCUUGGAGUGCGAGUGAAGAUGCCAGUCAAAGAUCUGCUGAAGAACAUCCGCAUGGCUCAGGGAUGGAACCCUCAAGACAUUCAGAACCGUGACAAGAAGAAUGUCAAAGGCUCCAAGAAGAGAGUGAAAACACGCCGAAGAAGCAGCAAGAGAAAAGUAGUGAGCAGCAGCCUGGAGGAUCUGGCCAUCAUUGUGGAAGUUCUAGAAGAAGAUCUGAGAACUUCCUGCAUCAACUCUUCUUCUUCUUCUUCUUCUCCUUCUUCUUCUUCUUCUUCUUCUUCUUCUUCUUCUUCUUCUUCUUCUUCUUCUUCUUCUUCUUCUCCUUCUUCUUCUUCUUCUUCUUCCUCGCUGGAUCACGAGGAUGAGUCCGAUGACAUCAUCCCCAGCCCACAGUCCCACUGGACGUUCUCACCAGGGUCAGCUGGGUACCAUCAAGCCCCGCCCCCUCUCACAUGGACACCAAGCCCCUCCUACUUCUUCUGGACGCAGCUUCAGAAGCAGGAAGUUCGUCUGAGGGACGUCUCUGAUGACUUCCUGUUGGCCACCGAUGGACACGGACGCACAGCGCUCCACAGCGUUGUGUGUGCUGGCCAGAGGGCGCUGGCCUACGCUGUUGCUAAAAGGAUGGCGGCCCUCAACUGUUUGGACCUGAAAGACAAGGAUGGAAUGACUGCUCUGCUCCUGGCGGCUCAGCACAACCAGCAUCUGAUGGUGCAAGACUUCAUCCUUCUGGGCGCCAACGUCGCCGAGAAGAACCACUCGGGAAAGUCCUGCCUUCACCUCAGUGCAGAAAGGGGAUUCCUUCAAGUCCUUCAGGUCAUCCAAGGUGUGAUGAUCCAGGGGGUGUACGUGGACGUUGAAGCCAAGGAUGACGCUGGAAUGAGUGUCCUCCAGUGUGCUUCGGUGGCCUUGAAGAGGACUCUGCAGGACUUGGAAGUCUGCAAGUUCCUUGAUGACACACAAAUGUACGUCCUCCAUCUGCUGGACACUCUGGAGUGUCUUCUGCAAAUGGCCAGCUACUCGCAUGCCAUGGCCAGCAGCAGUGUGAGGUCCUAAGUCUGCCAAGUCGUCCCACCAGAGACCCGACAGUAAAGUCCUGAGUUGAAGAAGGUCCAGUUUGUGAUCAGGAGAGCAGAUGAAAGUUGUUCUCUCAUGAAUUGUGUCCUGCUACGUAGUUCAUCUAAGGUGGUGCCAUCAACGAGUCCAACAAGUCCAACAAGUCCUCUUCAGGUCUUCAAGAUGUGCACACACAGUUUAGGUGCCCACCAGCUGGUUUCUGUGAAACUUCACCGUUUGUUACGUCUCAGUAGCAACUUAAUAGUCACCCACUUCACUUGGAAGAGGUGCAGAGUAUACCAUACCAUAGCAUACAGGUGUAUGCACCUUCUUUCUAGUAUACACAGGGUAUACCAUACCAUAGAUGUACACACAUACAGGUGUAUGCACCUUCUUUCUAGUAUACACAGAGUAUACCAUACCAUAGAUGUACACGCAUACAAGUGUAUGCACCUUCUUUCUAGUCUACACAGAGUAUACCAUACCAUAGAUGUACACGCAUACAAGUGUAUGCACCUUCUUUCUAGUCUACACAGAGUAUACCAUACCAUAGAUGUACACGCAUACAAGUGUAUGCACCUUCUUUAAAGUGUACACAGAGUAUACCAUACCAUAGAUGUACACAUGUACAUUAGUCUACACAGGGUAUACCAUACCAUAGAUGUACACGCAUACAAGUGUAUGCACCUUCUUUCUAGUCUACACAGAGUAUACCAUACCAUAGAUGUACACGCAUACAAGUGUAUGCACCUUCUUUCUAGUCUACACAGAGUAUACCAUACCAUAGAUGUACAUGCAUACAAGUGUAUGCACCUUCUUUCUAGUCUACACAGAGUAUACCAUACCAUAGAUGUACACGCAUACAAGUGUAUGCACCUUCUUUCUAGUCUACACAGAGUAUACCAUACCAUAGAUGUACAUGCAUACAAGUGUAUGCACCUUCUUUCUAGUCUACACAGAGUAUACCAUACCAUAGAUGUACACACAUACAAGUGUAUGCACCUUCUUUAAAGUGUACACAGAGUAUACCAUACCAUAGAUGUACACAUGUACAUUAGUCUACACAGGGUAUACCAUACCAUAGAUGUACAUGCAUACAAGUGUAUGCACCUUCUUUCUAGUCUACAAAGAAAAUACCAUACCAUAGAUGUACACGCAUACAAGUGUAUGCACCUUCUUUCUAGUCUACACAGAGUAUACCAUACCAUAGAUGUACACAUGUACAUUAGUCUACACAGGGUGUAUACUGUAGGUGUGCACCAAGCCAAUCUAUUAUUUACCAUCCCUAACCAUAUUAUAUUACUCUAUUAAAUCAUUCUUUUAUUGUUAAAAAUCAUAUAUUUGUACUCUAAUUAUUAUUGUACUGUUGGAAAUCAUUAUUUUACUCUAAUUAUUAUUUAAUGUUUAAAAUCAUAUUAUUUUACUCUAUCUAAUCAUUAUUUUAUUGUUUAAAUCAUAUUAUUUUUGC